This is a messenger RNA of Mus caroli (Ryukyu mouse), 637 nucleotides long. Its product is annotated as CD59A glycoprotein. Lineage: Eukaryota; Metazoa; Chordata; Mammalia; Rodentia; Muridae. Gene Ontology annotation, biological process: negative regulation of activation of membrane attack complex. Gene Ontology annotation, cellular component: plasma membrane. Gene Ontology annotation, molecular function: complement binding. The record is from RefSeq and is a predicted model, not a curated record.
UAGUGGAUUUGGUUUGCAGUGCUGAUUACUGUCAGCAGUCAGAGCAUGAGCACAGUCACUGGCGAUCUGAAAAGUGUCUAGAGCAGGAUCUAGCUGACUGUGAGAUUGCAGAUUUGGUGGCCCAGCACAAUGAGAGCUCAGAGGGGACUCAUCUUACUUCUGCUUCUUCUGGCUGUCUUCUGUUCCACAGCUGUUAGCCUCAAAUGCUACCACUGUUUAGACCCGGUGGUUUCUUCAUGCAAUAUGAACAGCACUUGCUCUCCUACCCAGGAUACCUGUCUCUACGCUGUAUCCGGAAUGCAAGUGUAUCAACAGUGUUGGAAACGUUCAGAUUGUCAUACUGAGGUCAUUAUGAACCUAUUAGAAGUGGCUAAAGUAAAAUUCAGAUGCUGCCAGUUUAACUUGUGUAACAAAAGUGAAGGAUCAUUGGGGAAGACAGCAUUGCUGGGGACCACGGUUCUGGUGGCCAUUUUGAAUCUUUGUUUCUUAAGUCAUCUCUAAGUCCCGGAUGCCUCCUUUCUGUAUGUCUCUCUCUCUCUUUUUUUUUUUUUUUUCCUGUUGCUGCAGCAGUCUAAAGCUUUUAUUAUUUUCUAGCUGUAUUCAUUUAGGAAACAAUAAAGUUCACUUGAACAUCUUG